Messenger RNA from Amphiprion ocellaris (clown anemonefish), 3926 nucleotides. Its product is annotated as inactive dipeptidyl peptidase 10. Gene Ontology annotation, biological process: proteolysis. The transcript has 25 exons. Gene Ontology annotation, molecular function: serine-type peptidase activity; dipeptidyl-peptidase activity. Bases 121 to 2490 code for a protein of 789 amino acids. Lineage: Eukaryota; Metazoa; Chordata; Actinopteri; Pomacentridae. The record is from RefSeq and is a predicted model, not a curated record.
CCAGCCCACUGAGGACAAACUUGAAGAAGCAGAGCAGCAGAAAAAGCUCCGCAAGACAACAGUGCAGCUGCUCGGCGGCUUCCGAAGCUACACAGGCGGCGGAGCUUGUUGCGGAUUACCAUGAUUGCCACAACUCAACAAAACAUGACCACGGAGCUGGACCUGGGGAGUUCAGACGGUCCCCCGCGGAACUGGAAGGGCAUCGGGAUUGCGAUGGUGGUGAUCCUGGCUGUUAUGUCUCUGGUUAUUCUCUCUGUCAUCCUCCUCACGCCUGAUGAGUCUCACUUGUUACUCCGUUCCCGUCUCACCAUGGAGGAUCUGGAGAGGGAGGAGUUCAAAGUUCAUGACCCCUGUGUGGCAUGGCUGAAUGAAAAUGAAGUGGCUCUGCGCACCAGAGAGGGACAUGUCCUGUCUUUCAGCCUCACCAACAACCUGACCACCACUCUGCUGGACAACAGCUCCCUGGAUCUGACCACGACUAAAUUCCAAGUGUCUGCAGACAAGAGGUUUGUCCUGUUGGCGUAUAACAUUCAACUGGUGUUCUCUCAGUCCUUCACAGCCUCCUAUGCUAUCUACAAUGUGGCUAAUGGGGAUCUGCAGGAGCUUAACCCUCCGGAGAAGGAGAAGGCAGUGAUACAGUAUGCUUCCUGGGGACCUCAGGGGAACCAGCUGGCCUAUGUGUUUGACGGAGAUAUCUACUACAAGCCCAGUGUGACCAGCAAAUCACUGCGCCUCACAUCCACUGACCUGGAGCAGAAUGUGAUGAACGGACUCUCUGACUGGACCUACGAAGAGGAGGUGCUCUUGACAUAUGCAGCCCACUGGUGGUCUAUGGAUGGCGCCCGGCUUGCUUACCUCAGCAUCAAUAACUCUGCUACACCUGUGAUGGAAAUACCUCACUUCCUAGGUGGUCUCUACCCCUCCAACGUGUUCUUCCCCUACCCCAAGGCGGGCUCAAGUAUCCCAUCAGUCAGCCUGCUUGUGGUGAAUCUGUAUGGUCCGGCUCACACUCUGGAGAUGAUGCCUCCCGACUCCCUCAGGGCCAGAGACAGCUACAUCUCCAUGGUGACUUGGAUCAGCAGCACUCGGCUCGCGGUUCGUUGGCUGAACCGAGCUCAGAACCAAUCAGUGCUCUGCGUGUGCGAGGCCACCACAGGGGCAUGCUCAGAGAAACACAAAAUGACCAUGGACAUGAUGCAAAACCAGCGGCAGGACGUGCCACUGUUUUCAGCAGACAGCUCUGUUUUUUACACGAUCUUGCCAGCAAAACAAGGCGCUCGGGGAGAGUUUCACCACAUUGCUGGUCUUACAGCUCAGCCUGCCAUCCCCUCCGUCCCUCCUCGCUUCUUGACAUCGGGGAGCUGGGACGUCACCUCGCUCUGCGCUCUAGACGAGAAGGCUGGAAAAAUUUAUUUCCUGAGCACAGAGGAAUCCAGACAGAGCAGACAUCUCUACAGUGUGGACCUGGAUGGAGUGUUUCAGCGCCAGUGCAUCUCCUGUAACCUCGUAGACGGAUGUCGCUUCUUUAAAGCUAUUUUCAGCCCCAAUCAAACCCACUUCACUCUCUACUGCCUUGGCCCUGGAAUCCCUAAAGUGACAGUUCACAGUACAAAGGACCCCUCCAGAUAUGUCAUCUUGGAGGACAACAACCUUCUGUCUAAAGCUCUGGAGGACAAAAGUCUCCCUGAGACUCUCUUCAGGACGCUCCCAGCAGACAACCACGAUCUGCACCUGAAGCUAUCUCUACCUCAGGGUUACGAGGCCAACCUGCACCCUCUCCUCAUCAUUGUUGACGGCAUUCCUGGCAGCCAGUCUGUGACAGAGGAAUUUGCCCUCGACUGGCCUCAGGUCCUCUCCAGCACACACAGCGUGGCCUUGGCCUGGGUGGACGGCAGGAAUGGGGUCGGCCGCGGACAAAAGAUCACGGCUGUGGAUCCACGCAAGCUCGGCUCACUGAGAGUCAAAGAUUAUCUGGGAGUUGUCGAGCUGUUGAUGCAACUGCCUUAUAUUGAUGAUCGCCGGAUGGCCCUCUAUGGAAAGGCAUUUGGUGGUUAUUUGACUCUCAAAAUGUUAGCUACAACAGAUAAGUUGUUUCAGUGCACAGCCGCUGUGGCACCAAUAACAGACUUCAGGCUUUACAGUGCUGCCUUCUCAGAGAGGUAUCUUGGUCUUCCAGCAAAGGAGGAACACGCUUACUCGACCGCAUCGGUGCUGGAGGAGGUUAACAAGCUGAAAGAAGAGAACUUUCUUAUUCUACACGGAACUGCAGAUGCGAGGGUACAUUUCCAGCACAGUGCUGAGCUCUUGAGCCGACUGGUGAAGGUGGAGGCCAAUUACUCUCUCCAGCUGUACCCAGACGAGGGCCACAUCCUGAGAGAGCCCCGCAGCAUCCAGCACUUCCAGCGGACUGUGGUCAACUACCUCCAAACCUGCUUGAAGCACAGCGCUGUCCUAGAUCUCGUAGAGGACGAAGAGGAGGAAGACGACUGAACCCCGAGGUUCCCCUUCCCUUCUUCUGGAAGGACUCUCUUAGGACUGUAGGCCAUCUUAUGCAUUACCUUGGGUCGGAUAACCAGGCACAAGAGCACAGGAGUGGGGACCAAACACAUCAUAUCACCUCCUACAACUUCUGGAAAAAUUUAUGUACUGUAUAAGGUGUUGCACACAAUUAUUUCUGCUGUUUUAUCGUAUGUUCGAGGCCCUGUUUGUUUACAGAAUUCACAUGACAUGAUGUGAACUAGACGGCUACUGAUUCUGCCAAAAGUUUACAACGAUUUUAAAACAUGCAUGUCGUAAUGGCUGCAUGAUGUGGAUUAGUUUACAUUGCAUUUUGUGUGUUUUGCAGGUUUUAAAUAUCGUCUGUAGGGGUCAAAAGUGCAACAUGUGCCAAAAGCCGGGAACACACUUGCAGACUUUAAAAAAUACUUAACUGAUGUUUUCCAUCCAAUCCAAUCCAGCUUUAUUUAUAUAGCACUUUAAACAACCACAGAUUGAACCAAAGUGCUGUACAUCCAGAACAAGGCAAAUAAAAUCAGAAAUACACAAUAGAAGCACUAAAAACAAAUAAAAUACAAAAAUACACAAUAAAAGCACUAAAAACAAAUAAAAUCAGAGAUACACAAUAAAGGCACUAAAAACAAAUAAAAUCGGUGUCUCAUGCUGGAUCGAAAGCCAGGGAGUAAAAGUGUGUUUUAAGAUGAGUUUUAAAAAUGGAUAGUGAAGGGGCCUGUUUUGAUAAGACUUCGGCCUUACGCAUUUAAUGAUUGCAUAAAAUGCUUGACGUUUUCUUUCCGCAUUUAAUGAAUGAACCAGGAUCGCCUUCAGAGGCAGAUUCAAGUCUUAUGAAACCAAAACAUUUUGGACAGCUCUGACGGAACAGAUUCAAAUCCCAAACUCUACGAUACAAUGGAGACUGUCUCUAUUGGUUAAUGGCCAGGGCAUACCCAGCACAAUCAUGAAGAUGCAAUGGGGAAAUUGGAGUUUCUGUCUUUUUUACAGUGUGUUCCCGGCUAAAAUAAAGUUAAAUGAAGCAUAAGGAUCAUUCUAUAUGUGCCAAAUACAUUUUGUGGACUUUAUCCACUGUUUUUAUUUGCAUUGUGUGAUUAAGAAUGAAUAUGCAACUGAGACUAUUUACCACAAGCUCCAAUUCAAGAAUGAACAUCUACAUAGUUGUCUGUGUACUGUAUUUGAAAGUGCACAGUGUUUCUGUUUUGAUACAUCUUGACAUUUUCUUGUGUAUUGCAGAAUUAAAUUAUUUCUUUCGACAAACUGUUGAGCCAUUAUGUUAAAGUUUAGAAAGCUAGUGGGCCUGCCAUCAAACUAUCAAGCAUGCAUGCAGUUGGUUUGAAAAGAAUGCCACUGACUCCAGACAACUAGCUACUUCUUUUUCCAGCAGUCCCUGAAAAUAAAGUUUGAACAUCUUGUUA